Messenger RNA from Iphiclides podalirius (scarce swallowtail), 246 nucleotides. The record is from the annotation of a GenBank genome assembly. NCBI's taxonomy places the organism in Eukaryota, Metazoa, Arthropoda, Insecta, Lepidoptera, Papilionidae.
AUGCUGUGGUUGACGAAGACCCUGCAGCGGUGCCGAAGCUCGGAGAAGACGACCCGCUUCCCCAGGGUGUGGAUGCGGGCGCCGCAGCCCCUGGCGCAAGUCCAGCGCCUCUUGCCCCGGCAGCAGCUGUCCAGGCGGUACCAGUGCCCGCCCAUCUUCAGCAGGGGUCCGCCGUUAUCCACCAGGGGGUCCGAGCAAUCCACCGGGAUAAAAGCUGCGCGGACCGUAAACAAACUUCGCUGUAAA